Larimichthys crocea (large yellow croaker) is the source of this 7104-nucleotide messenger RNA. It is a transcript of the gene xrn1, whose product is annotated as 5'-3' exoribonuclease 1. The transcript is spliced from 41 exons. Lineage: Eukaryota; Metazoa; Chordata; Actinopteri; Sciaenidae. Gene Ontology annotation, cellular component: nucleus. Gene Ontology annotation, biological process: rRNA catabolic process; nuclear-transcribed mRNA catabolic process. Bases 196 to 5295 code for a protein of 1699 amino acids. The record is from RefSeq and is a predicted model, not a curated record. Gene Ontology annotation, molecular function: RNA binding; 5'-3' RNA exonuclease activity.
GUUUUUCCCCGGUAGCGGCGGACUGUUUCAGCGGGCGGGACGACGGACAACUAGCUUAGUUAGCGGCCGUUGGAAACAAAAAGCCGGACUCAAGUUCCCGGUGAAGCUCGUCCGUGUUUAGUUCCCCACAGCUCAACAUCUUCACUUUGAACUGUUGAUUCAUCUCAUCCAGAGGCUGAGACCGCAGCGGUAAAGAUGGGAGUGCCGAAGUUUUACCGAUGGAUAUCGGAGCGCUAUCCGUGCCUGAGCGAAGUUGUCAAGGAACAUCAGAUUCCAGAGUUUGACAAUCUCUACCUGGACAUGAACGGGAUUAUCCACCAGUGUUCCCACCCGAAUGACGAGGACGUUCACUUUCGCAUUUCUGAGGAAAAGAUCUUCGCCGACAUCUUCCACUACCUGGAGGUUCUCUUCAGGAUCAUCAAGCCCCGCAAGGUGUUCUUCAUGGCGGUGGACGGCGUGGCACCGAGGGCCAAGAUGAAUCAGCAGAGGGGACGGAGAUUCAGGUCUGCCAAAGAAGCAGAGGACAAGAUAAAAAAAGCUUUGGAUAAAGGAGAAGUACUUCCUACAGAGGCUCGCUUUGACUCCAACUGUAUCACCCCUGGCACUGAAUUUAUGGUGAGACUCCAGGAGCAGCUCAAGUAUUUUGUCCACAGCAAGCUGUCCACUGACAGGCUGUGGCAGAACGUCAGAGUCUACCUGUCUGGUCACGAGACUCCAGGGGAGGGAGAACAUAAAAUCAUGGAGUUCAUUCGCUCUGAGAACUCGAAGCCGGGUCACAACCCCAACACCCGACACUGCCUGUAUGGCCUGGACGCUGACUUGAUAAUGUUGGGUUUAACCAGCCACGAGCCAAACUUCUCACUGCUCAGAGAGGAGGUCCGCUUCGGGGGAAAGAAGUCCCAGAAAAGGAUAACAGCGCCAGAGGAGACAACUUUUCACUUACUUCACUUGUCUUUGAUGAGGGAGUACAUCGACUAUGAGUUCUCUGGGCUGAAGGAGCACAUCGGUAGUGAUUAUAACUUGGAGCGAAUAAUAGACGACUGGAUUCUAAUGGGCUUCCUCGUGGGAAACGAUUUCAUCCCUCACCUCCCUCAUCUUCACAUCAGCCACGAUGCUUUGCCGUUGCUAUACAAGACCUACAUCAGUGUUCGGCCCAGCAUGGGGGGUUAUCUGAAUGAGAACGGCCAUCUAAACCUCCGAAACUUUGAGAAAUAUCUGGAGAAACUUUCUGAGUUUGACCGGGAACAUUUCAGCGAGGUGUUUGUGGACUUGAAGUGGUUUGAGAGUAAAGUCGGUAACAAGUAUCUGAACGAGGCGGCAGGACUGGCAGCAGAAAAGGAAGCUGCCAACAAGAAAGAGGACUCUGCCCUCUCUCUGGCUGCUCUGACCUCAUCAGAGAGACUGAUCACAGAAGGAAAAGGCGAUGACGAUGAGGAGGAGGACGACAUGUUUGAAACAGAGUUCAGACAAUACAAGCGCACCUACUAUAUGACCAAGAUUGGUGUGGACGUGGUGUCAGAUGACUUUCUAGCAUUGCAGGCCAAGUGUUAUGUGGAAGGAAUCCAGUGGAUCCUCCACUACUACUACCAUGGGGUUCAGUCGUGGAGCUGGUACUACCCCUACCACUACGCCCCCUUCCUGUCUGACGUCAGGAACAUAUCUGGGUUAAAGCUGACCUUCGACCUGGAGAAACCCUUCAUGCCCUUUCAGCAGCUGUUGGCUGUCCUGCCUGCAGCCAGCAAGGAGCUGCUGCCUGAGUCUUACAGGCCCCUGAUGACCAGUACGAAUUCACCCAUCAUCGAGUACUACCCUCUGGACUUUAAAACCGACCUGAACGGCAAACAGCAGGAGUGGGAGGCAGUAGUUCUAAUUCCCUUCAUAGAUGAGAGGUGCCUACUAGCAGCCAUGGAGCCCUGUAAUGACAAGCUGACCAAAGAAGAGAAGGCCAGGAACCGUCACACAGAGUGUGCAGUGUACACAUACGACCAGGACGCAGACUUCACCUUUCCCUCCACCCUGCCUCAGCUCUUCCCUGACAUCAUCCACUGCCAUGUCAGGAUAGCCAACAUCCCCAUGGACGCCUGGCACGUACCGCUGGGCCACAUCAGCAGACCUGUCGACCGCUCAGCUCUGUACUUCUGCGGCUUCCCCACACUGCAACACAUCAGACACAAGUUUUACAAGAAGAAGCUUGGUGUAGUCGUGUUCCAGCAGAGCAGCCGAGGGGAGAACACCAUACUGGACAUCUUCCCCAGCAAAGAAGAAGUGGUGUGUGACAACGUCGCUUCACAAGUACUGGGGAAGUCAGUGUUUGUCAACUGGCCUCAUCUGGAGGAAGCUCGCAUCAUCGCAGUGUCAGAUGGAGACGUCAAAUUUUGUCUCGAGGAGCCUCCUGGUGUGCAGAGAGUGUACGACAGACCAUCCACACCCCCUCCCACCAAAGUCACCUGCCUGUCUGACAAGGAGAAGAAGGACUGGGUGAAGGACGUCCAGGGACUCACUGAACAUUUCUUGAAGAGGAAAGGCAUUGUGGUGAACGAGACGGAGGUGGUUUUGUACGGCCAGCUGCUGACAGGAAGAAAAUAUGUGCCCAAAGCCAACGGGGUAGUGGAGUUAGAGAAACAGUGGGCCAAGCAGGUCCUUCCUUUUGCCAAUCAGACCGUGGUUAAGGACAUAAAGGCCUUUUACUCGUCUCUGACCUGCUUCAAGAGCUUAGACGAGCUCUUUCCUCCAACAACCACCGUCUUCAUGGUGGGGAACCCUUACUACGGUGCCACGGGAGAGGUGCAGGACUCUAGUGAUGUCAUCAAAGAUGGCCGAGUACGGGUGGUCUUUAACGUGCCACAUGAACCACAGCUGGAGAACUUGAUCCAGAAUCAACAUAAGUACUGUGUGAAGUACAGUCCUGGUUAUGUUCUGGCAUCUCGUCUUGGCAUCACCAGCUACCUCGUGUCCCGCUUCUCAGGAAGCAUCUUCAUCGGCAGAGGCUCUAAGAAGAAUCCCUGUGGAGAGCAGAGAGCCAACGUCGGCCUGAACCUGAAGUUUAACAAGAAGAACGAGGAGGUUCCUGGAUACACUAAGAGGACUGAGAAGGAGUGGCUCUACUCUGUUGCUGUGGAGGAAUUACUGGCUGAAUACCUGGACAGGUUUUCUGAGGUAUUCAACAAUGUGUCCAGAAACAGCCACGAUGAUGUAUUCUAUGAAGAUGACAUCUGGCCUGGCCUGGACCAGAAUGGGGCGGAAAAAGUUGCUGAAAUCACUUCGUGGUUGAAAAGUCACCCAGUCAGCUCUGUCAGCAGGACGUCAUGUGACCUACAAGUGCUGGAUUCUGCAAUCGUGGAGAGGAUAGAAGAGGCUGUGGAGAAGGCCAAGGUGAAGAAGAGCACCAAGAAAGUCCGUGUGACCGUCAAACCUCAUCUCCUCUUCAGGCCCCUGGAGCAGCAGCAGGGUGUGGUUCCAGACCCGGAUUCAGAGUAUCGACUGUUUGACAGAGUAGUGAACAUCAGGGAGAGCUUCACUGUCCCCCUGGGACUCAGAGGAACAAUCGUUGGCAUUAAAGGAGCGGAGCGUGAGGCCGAGGUUCUCUAUGAAGUGCUGUUUGACGACGAGUUUGCUGGAGGUCUCAACAUCAGAUGCACGUCGCCGCGCGGUUACCGCCUCCCUCCCUGCGCUCUCAUUAACCUCUCCCACGGAGCCCGAGUGGAUCACACCUCCCACAAACUCACCGCCAUUGUCAAACCUCAGCCGGCCACAGCCACGAACUUCAACUCGCAGCGGCAGCUGAGUGGCCUGAACCACUCUCCACGCUCUCCCUUCAUACCUACACAGCAUAACAACAAACACGGUGUGGUGAAGGCAGCCACCCAGGGCAGCAGGAACUCUCCCUCUAAAGGUCUCAUCCAGAAACCACAGGGCAAGGGUAAGGAGGACUACAAUGCUGUGUGGCAGUCUCUGCAGAGCUCCGGUCCUCCUCAAAAACCUCCUGCCCACUGGCACAGUAAUGAUGGACCUUCCCAACAGGGCGGGAACCAGCACCUCAACAAACCUAACCCAGCUGGAGGCAUCCGACUGCUGAAGAAGAACGAAGAGCCUUUCCCCUCACAGAACACAGCCGAUAAGGGGACGACUGAGUUCGAGGACCUGAUAGCCAGUCUCAAGAUCUCCAAAGGUAGCCAGCAGACGCCACCCCCUCCUGCUCCUCCCACCAGCCAAUCAGACGGUCCAUUGUCUCCGCAGUCCUUCGCCAUGAAAGGAACCCUGGUGCUGAAGGAGAUGCUAAAGAUUGACGGCACUGGAACAGGAAGUCCCUCUUCCCAGGAGACGAGUGGCGCCUCCGGUGGCCAGCAGCACAACAGGAGAAGAUCGUCCAAGAAACUAGCAGCCAAUAUGAACUCCCCCCACGGUGACGUGCCCGCGAUGGCUCCUCCCACCUCAGCCAACCUGUCCAACGCCGUGCUGAGCAGCAAGGUGUCAGAGCUGGCCUGUGUGUGUGUGGGCUUAGGGAUGGCUCCACCCGAGUUCAGCUUCAUCGGCAACAGACAGGGUGUAGUAGUGUGUCAGGUGAAGCUGUCCAAUGGGCUGAUGGUUCACGGUCCACAGUGCCAAUCAGAAAAUGAUGCCAAGGAGAAAGCUGCCUUCUUUGCCCUCCAAAGACUGAACUCAGUGGGAUCAGGCUUCCCCCUUGGACCUCCUCUGUAUCCAGGAGUGGGUCAGAUAAGACCCCCACCCAUGGGACCCAUGGCGUCUGUCUUUAACCAACAAGGUGGUCUGCUGUUGCCUCCCCAGGGUUACGGCCCGGCCCCUCUCUGGGGGAUGACGUUGCCUCCUCACCACCACCAAAACCACCCAUUCUACGGAGCUGUGGGAACCUUCCCUGGCGCAGCCCGCCACCAGCCUGCAGCAGCAGCUCCGCCGAUUGGCUCACACAACCAGUUCAUCCCACUUCAGGUGACUAAGAAGCGAGUCUCAGCCAACAAGAAAAACCAGGACACUCGGGAGUUUUACAGCGCCGCCCAGACUGUUUCCAGAAACCAGUCGCAGAGAGCCCAGAACCAGUCCUCUGGCCAAACGCACGCUCAGAGCGGUAAAGUGGACCAGCCACACCAACACACCACCAACAGCAACCCCUCUUCAACCAGUCCCGGACUAGCAGACGGCACUACCACGACGAUGGCAGCCCCACACACGCCUCCUCGACAGAGCAUGCCAGCAACGGGCCACACCCCUGGCUCCGCCUCCAAGAGGAAGCACAGGAAGCUGGCCGUCAACUUCGAAGCUGCUAAAGUGUCUGAGUGAUGAGCUGUUGUAUGUGUGUCUGUUUGUGCAUGUGUGUGUGUGUGUCUGUCUUCUUUCACUGUGCUGUCUGACUUUAACACCUCCUCACUCUGUUGUGGAACGUUGUUCCCAGUGUGUUACUGGUGAACUGGACAAAAGAGCAGGGUGCAUUCUGGGAUGUGGCUAUAGCUCUUUUUAUUUUCUUCUUCUUCUUCUUCUUCUUCUUUCCUUAAAGACGCAGACUCACUCCUUUUUAAUCUCUGUUCAGUUAAAACAAUCAAACUGUUGUAGCAUAUUCGAGUACAGGAAAGGAGGGAGUCGGCCGAGGCUUGCUCAAAUGUGAUUGGAGCACGUGUUGAGAUGUAUCGCGGUCACAUGGUGUGGAGGGUCUUGGUUAAACCUCAUCAGUCAGGUUUGAAUCGUGGUUCUCAGGGACGUGUAGCCACGAGAAAAGCCCUCAGUACAGUGUGAAGUACAGCGAGCUUGAAUGCAAACAGUGUGACAGGAGGUGUUGGCCUUUUUUUUGGGGGGGGGGGGGGGGGGGGGGCUGCGGGGGGGGGGGUGCUGGUGUAUUAAUAAUAUUAUUAUUAAUAAAAACAGUCCUUCUAUCAGGGCUGUCAGCGGUGUUAAUCGGGCCAACAGUGAUUCAUGUUUCUCAUGUUUUUAUUUAACGACACCGCCAAAGUAAAGAAUGAAGGCACACACAGAAUUAUGACAAGUGUCACACACACACACACACACACUGAGCUGUGUAACACCAGCACAUAACCAGAGUCAAACAGUGUCCAUAUUUGUCCGUUUUUAUUCUUCUAACUAACCGGACCUCACAGCUGUACAUUUGUGAACCCGUACACUGCCAGAACCCUGAAGCAGCUGGAUCACACAGAGUCCAUCUUCCAGUUUUUAACCAAGCAGCUCCGGCUGAGUGUGGCUGCUUUUACACAGGUACGAUAACACAGAAGAAAAAAACUUUAUUUCUAUAUUUUUGCUUCUUCUGAUGGAUUUUAUAAACGGCUGAGAUCAGACCUCAGUUUCUUGUGAAUAUGGGAGCUCACACGUUAUAACAGUGUGUACUCCUGGCAUCUUGAAUUGGAAAUUUCUUUAGUUUUAACGUGUCCCUUGUGGUGUUUUAGUUCUCAUUGACCACACAGACAACUUUAUCAAUUAUUCUCAUCAGUUAUCUGAAGGGAAUAUUGAUCUUAUGUUUGUAUCUGUGUAAAUGCAGCUGAGCAGAGUUGUGACUGUGUCAUAGAGGAACACUGAUCCCGGUCCUGGUCCUCGUCAGUGUUUCUCUAAAGCAGUUUGACGGUUUUAAAUUCUUGGCUUUAUUGUACACACACCUGGACUUCCUUACACAAACAUACACACACAGAUAGUCUCUCCAUUUUAAACAUUUCUUUUUCAGUGUAUGGAUUUUAUGGAUACCCUUUUUAUAGUCCAUCUUUGGUCUUUUGUAAGCAAUCUGAAUAAUUCUUGUUUCAAUAAUGUUUGGUGGAGCUACAGAGGUGGAACAGCUGUAGCAACUAGUGAAGUGAAUUUCCUUUGUCCUUGUUUUGUGGGACAGUGCGUACAGUAUGUUUUGGUGUGUUUGUUUUAAGGCUCAUGUCCUUAACGCCGAUCCUGUGACUCCGGUCUUGACGGCUCUGGUGCAAUAAGGGACGUUUUAAAACAUUUCAGAAAUGAAGCACACCUGUUGUGUACCUGUAUUUUUGUUUUGUUUUUUUGGAACUGAAACAUAAUGGAGAAUUCUCAAUAUGAAGAGAUAUUGAUUGAUUCAGGAAUGUGCUGUACAUAUCCAUUUAAUUAAAGUGAAUCUUUUGUUACGACGUG